Messenger RNA from Amphiprion ocellaris (clown anemonefish), 1420 nucleotides. RefSeq names its product mitochondrial pyruvate carrier 1 (gene mpc1). The transcript is spliced from 5 exons. Gene Ontology annotation, cellular component: mitochondrial inner membrane. NCBI's taxonomy places the organism in Eukaryota, Metazoa, Chordata, Actinopteri, Pomacentridae. Bases 122 to 460 code for a protein of 112 amino acids. Gene Ontology annotation, biological process: pyruvate import into mitochondria. The record is from RefSeq and is a predicted model, not a curated record.
GCGCCAAUGUUGUGGUCGGAAAUUUGACCAGUUGUCCUCUGAGCUGAUCUUUCAGUCGCCCUUCAAUCAACAGAGACAGAGCUCUUCUUGACUGGAACGGACACUGGCCUAAGAUUAAACCAUGGCAGGCGCUAUUGCACGGAAAGGCUUUGACUACCUGAAGAGCAAAGAAUUCAGGGAUUAUUUGACGAGCACGCAUUUCUGGGGUCCUGUAGCAAAUUGGGGUCUUCCCAUAGCUGCCAUCACAGAUAUGAAGAAGAGCCCUGAAAUCAUCAGUGGGAGGAUGACCUUCGCUCUGUGCUGUUACUCGCUGGUCUUCAUGAGGUUCGCCUACAAAGUGCAGCCACGCAACUGGCUAUUGUUUGCUUGCCACUUGACCAACGAGUCAGCACAACUUGUUCAGGCCAGUCGUCUCAUCAAACACAAUUUUUUCAGCAUGGAGAAGAAGGGGGAAUCUUAGUGGCAGAGUGAAGCAGAUGCAGACUGCAGAGUGGCACCGUGCUGCUUCAACGGACACCUAAACCAGGACAUCAGAACUCAUGCAUCUAAACAUUGUAUGUAAUUAGUGAAAAAGCAGCACGUACAGCAGUUAUUUAACAUGAUGUUGUCAUGAUUGAUCACCCUGAUGAAGUUUUAGUCACUUUACUACACAGACAGAAAAAAAGAUGAUGCUUUCCUCCUAGAAUUAAGGUCAACUUCUUAUUUUUAGAUUUUUGCAAUAUUGAUCAUGACACACAAUGAUACACUCAGCUAAGCAGACUGACAGAUGUCUUGCACACAGCAUCCAGUGGCUUUUGCACACUUUCAGACUUGGCUAAAGCAAUCAUUAUUUGUUAAUCAUCUCAUUUCAGGUCAUUGGCAUCAAUGUAUUUCUUACAAUGUAACUCGCUUAGGAAUUUAAGUAAUUUUGUAGAGAACUGUGGUUGAGGUCAGGUUGUGCAAAUAUGUCCACACUGUAGCCGAAUAUCAGUAAACAUGCAGACUUUCAGUCAUUAACCUUAAACAAAGAGAACGCACAGGGUUAACCUGUCAGUCUGCUGUACCCUGGAGCAAGAUAUACUGUAAAAUGUGUGUUUGAGUGUGUUUUAGGAUCCAGUUUGGCAGAGUUUUAAACAGUAUCAUAAAUUAAAUUCAAUCAAAUGUUGAAUUACACAAAGUACAUUUUGACAUCUUGUCAUGUGGUGAAACUGCCUGUGGUCUGAAUCACUAUAAUUAUAUUUCACGCUGGGACUGUUGAGGUUAUUUUGAAUGACUAAGGAAGACAAACUGCUUCUGUCAGUGCUGACCAAACAUGUACUGUGUGCUGUUGUAAAAUAUCAUUCACAUUAAUUUAUUGUCAUUGUAUAAUCCAACUUAUUUCACCUCAUUAACAUUUGGAUUCUCUGGGUUUGUUAAAAUGAACUGGCUUUAAUACACUUGA